AACGUGGCACCCCUAUUCCAUUCAUAGAUGCGGAACGAUCGGCAGCCGAUUUUACUUUUUAUUCCCUGUCCGGUGCGUGUCGUCUGACCAUUCUCAGUAUUUUCCACGAUCUUCGUCCGCGCCAUUCGACAUCUUCUCUUCACCUGUGGUGCUUCUUCCGACAUGUGCACGGGAAUUUAAUCGAGCGAAUAAACGCGGUUUGCGAGCGGCAGGACGAGCACCUCUCUCAGAUUCGGUUCUGAAGUUAUGAGUACGGCCAUCAGCUUCCACGAGGAGCAAACGUUCUCAGGAUGAAGAUCUCCUCGACCACGCCGUUUCUUCUUCUGCUCUUCUUCGCGCAGCACGCUGUUUGCUAUAUGAAGUCCGUAAGCAGAUGCCCCGUGGUGAGGCCGAUGAACGGGAAAGUUCGAGUGCGAGCAGGAGGAAGAAUCAUCAGAUUCACUUGUCAGGAUGGCUUCACCCUCGUAGGUAACAAGUAUUCCACUUGUAUUCGAGGCCAAUGGGAUACGCCUACGCCCGUAUGCGUCAAUACGGAAUGUCACGAGCCACCUAUGCCAGAGCACGCCGUAAUGGCGCCCAAGUACAACGGUGCGAUACUCUUGUAUUUUUGUGAGCCUGGAUACACUUUAGUUGGUCCGUCUGAAAUCUUCUGCGAUGGAAGACAGUGGAAUGGCACAACACCUCACUGUCGUGAUACCACUGCGGCAGCUCCGACGCAAUGUAAUUUCGAGAAACCGGAUCUCUGCUGGUGGGAGCAGGAUCCUCGCCAUGAUUUCGAUUGGCGACGACAGAACUUCGAGACCCCAAGUUUCCACAUAGGCACUGGUCCAACUCACGAUCACACCCUGGGGCCAGGAAACGACGGUUACUACAUGUACAUCGAGGCUUCCGGUCGGCUGGUGAACGACACAGCGAGACUCAUCUCACCCAUGUACAACGCGUCGUACACGGAUGGUGGUUGUUUCUCGUUCUGGUACCACAUGUUCGGCGCCACGGUGGGUGCUCUGAACGUCUACUUCAAGAAGGAUAACGAUCUCGUUCCUAGAUUGAUGUUCAACGAGGAGGGUGACCAAGGGAACCAAUGGCUGCACGGCAUUUUCAAUCUUCCAAAGUCCAACAGAAGUUUCCAGAUCAUAAUCGAGGGUGUACGAGGCAGCAGCUACGUGAGCGAUAUCGCCAUUGACGACGUGGCCAUCUUGCAGGGCAGCAAGUGUCGAAGUGUGAACAAGACGGAGAACGAGGGGGUGACCGAAGGCGACGAAGAUCAAAUCGAAGAGGUGAACGCGCAGCAAAGUUGCCGUGGAAGAUGUAAAAAUAGUGUGACAUACAAUUUUACAAGUUCGAUGCCGCCCACGCAAACCGACAUUUGCUUCUGCACCCUCGAUUGCAGCGAACACUCCAUCUGCUGUCCGGAUUAUGCGGAAUACUGCGUUCUGGGGUACACCGAGGGAAUGACCGUGACCACCGAGCAAGGGACGACCGCCAAUCACGAGGGGCCAGCUACGGUGGCGCCAACUAGGAAGGACGCGGUGACCGAAAUGGGCACGGUCAGAACUGGUUUCUCGAUGAAUCCGAAGGACGAUAUCGACCCUGUCACGUCGAGGCCGUGGACGACCACAACGGUGAAACCGACGCCGAAUACGACCAGAAAGAAGGUCGAGAAACCGACCAAGAGUACUAAACGUAUCACAACGACUGUCGCCACUACGAGAACUACUCAGACAAAGGAGACGCCAUUUGUUCGACCGACCAGUCUCACUACGAGAUACGCUCCGGUGGACGAGAAACCUGAUUUAGACGCGAGAAGGCAAGAUCCAGAGCAGGUACAUCGUGCCGCGACGAAUUUCAGCAUGUUAGGGAUCAUCGGUGUGGUGGUGGGUGUAGUGGUCUGGCUGUCGAUCUCGUUGAUGAUCGUGAUCAUCAUCCUAAGACGAAGGAAGACGUACAAACGUGGAACGAACGGGUCAGCUCUUUCAGAGGACAGUGACGUUCGAUUUCUGACGUCCGACGAGAUCCUGGAUUUCACGUUGGCCAGACCCAGCGAGACCGACGAGACGUAAGAAGUAUUACGUUUUCUUCUUUUAUUAAUAAAAGGAACGAAAACUCGUGGAAAACGGGUCCUCGCAAGGGAAGAGAAUGAAUAGAAAUUUUUGCCCUGGAAGUUCCAUGACUCGUGACUGCAUUUAGGACGGACAGAGAACGCUGUAUUUCCGGCGGGUAUUUAAUUAAUGUAUUAGUUACCGUGUAUUUAAUAUAAGGAAUUAAAAAGUUAAUAACGUAAUUAACGUUG
Molecule: messenger RNA, 2290 nt
Organism: Eufriesea mexicana
Lineage: Eukaryota; Metazoa; Arthropoda; Insecta; Hymenoptera; Apidae
Product: MAM and LDL-receptor class A domain-containing protein 2
Exons: 10
Coding region: 291-2060 (589 amino acids)
Cellular component (GO): membrane
Source: RefSeq, a predicted model, not a curated record